AUGCAAAUGACCGAGUGGGGAGAACGUAUCACACGCACCUCGACUGAAUGCAAAGUUACAGCGCACAUCAAUGAGACAGCAGACCGUGCAAUCGAUACAUCGCUCUAUCGGCGACAGGCUCUCUUUGAGACUACUAGGCGAGUUCUGGCAAGUGCAGUGAACGAGGGCCUGGCCAGCGCAACUUUAGUGAGGUCUAUACAUCCAAACUUGGUGUUGUGUCUACGUGACCCAGCUGAAAUUGGAGAGUUUUGGAUCAAAUGUGGUCUCCGAAAUUCCGCCUAUGUUGAGAGCAAGGAUGGGAAAGUCACCGGAUUUCUACGUGCGGAUGAUCUACUUCCUCCAGUGCUCACUCAAGCAGUCGAAGGGGAAGUAUCAGAAGAAUUAGACCCAGGUGCCAUUUGCCGCAUUAUUUGCCUCUGGCAACCUGAGAAUUUUCCGAGUGCCGCCGUAGAUACACUUGUCAAGGAAGUCCGGAAUUCUGCCGACAAUCAAGCCAGUACUAAGCCGACGCUACAUCUGAAGUCUUCUUUGUGUGAUUGGGAGCAGUCCGUUGUGCUUGGACAUCCAACGCAUCCGCUACACCGGGCAUGUCUUGCUCAGCCGCCUUUGAAGCCCAUAGCACCUGAUGAGAUCCCUGAGCUGCUAGAACCUGAGCUAUCGUUUCUAUCUCUACCACGAUCAGAAAUGAAAACCUUCGGACCAUACUCGAGUCUACUGAAACCUCUCCUGGAGUCAUUAGGCAUUCCUAGCCCCGAGUCACCAGACAGAGUGAUAGUACCGUGUUUCACCCGCCAGCUUCCGAGCAUCCUUCCGCUCUUUCCUGAUGCACGCCACAUUGGCGCUGUUAGGAGAUGCUGUCGUGCGCAGAUUUCAAUGCGCACUAUAUCAUUCCUCCCUGAUGUGGGGUCCCCUUUGCAUCUUAAGCUCUCACUAAAUUGCCAGAUCACAUCAGGCCCGAGGACGAUUACACCAUGGACUGCUGCUUUGAGUCCAGCACUCAGCACGGCGCUGAGAACCGUACUGCCACAAGACUUAUGGAUCUUUGAAGAUGCCGCUUCCAUCACAGGCGGCCAGGAUGAUUUUGAUAAAGCACGCCAUUUAACAUGCAUUAUACGCAAAAGCCCUGAAAUUCAAGCGGAAAAGCUUGGAGAAACCAUUAUCCCAGUUGCUGGAUUAUUCCAGAAGCCAUAUAAGGAUCAUCGAACAUACAUGGAGAUUAUGUUUGGGCUCGACGAUCUCCAGAAAAAGCAAACAUGGCUUAGAAAAUAUCUUGCAAAGUUAUUCUCUUUGCUUCUGCCACCCUUGGUCCGUCACGGAAUUGGCCUCGAAGCUCAUGCUCAGAACAUUUGCGUCCGCAUUAAUACAACCUCAAAAGAGGUUACUGGAUUUGCUGUGCGAGACUUUGGUGGAGCAAGAAUACAUCGACCUACAUUCUCCCGGACUCGUAUUGACCUCAGUACAAUUCCUCCUGGCGCUAGCGCUUUUGUCGAUGAUAUGCAUAAGGUGUGGCACAAGGUAUACCAUGCUCUAAUCCAGAUGCAUGUGGGCCAUCUUUUAUAUAUGCUAGGCUUGGAAUCCCAUGGAGGGUGGCGCAUUGUUCGAGAGGAGCUCGAAAGAGUCCUAGUCUCUUUGGGCGAUCCAGAUGCCAAGGCAGUGCGUGACCAUUUUAUGAAUAAGACCAUGGCUUUCAAGUGUUUUAUGGAAAUGCGACUACGAGAUAUCUAUCGUGAUUUUUAUGAAAGAGAGCUGCCGAAUGUUCUCCUUCGGGAUGUGCAG
Aspergillus eucalypticola CBS 122712 is the source of this 1776-nucleotide messenger RNA. RefSeq lists its product as uncharacterized. The transcript has 5 exons. The record is from RefSeq and is a predicted model, not a curated record. NCBI's taxonomy places the organism in Eukaryota, Fungi, Ascomycota, Eurotiomycetes, Eurotiales, Aspergillaceae. The annotation marks the transcript as partial. Gene Ontology annotation, biological process: siderophore biosynthetic process.